This is a messenger RNA of Oryza brachyantha (malo sina), 1695 nucleotides long. Its product is annotated as pentatricopeptide repeat-containing protein At1g74900, mitochondrial. NCBI's taxonomy places the organism in Eukaryota, Viridiplantae, Streptophyta, Magnoliopsida, Poales, Poaceae. Gene Ontology annotation, molecular function: protein binding. The record is from RefSeq and is a predicted model, not a curated record. The transcript has a single exon. Bases 4 to 1488 code for a protein of 494 amino acids.
CCGAUGCCGCCGCUGCCCCGCCCACCGACCUCGGCCGCACCAGCUCGUGCCCCGGUUCAACCCCCGUGCCCUCGCCAGAUCGCCGCCGUCGUGCUGAACCACCCGUCGUCAGCCCUUACCCCCGCCUCGACGCGCUCCCUCUCGGCGUCCCUCCUCGCCGUCGCGCCGGCGCUCCCGACCUCCGUGGCCGACUCCGUCCUCAAGCUGCUCUGGCAUCACGCGCCGCGCGCGCUCCUGUUCUUCCACUCGCUGCUCCACCUCCCGGGGCAAGCGCACGCCGUGGCCCCCUCCACGCUCGACCUCGCGCUCGACCUCUCCGCUCGCCUCCGCCGCCCGCGCCAGCUCACCAACUCCAUCCUCGACCUCUUCCCGCGCCACCGCCUCGCCUUCACCCCGCGCACCUUCCCCAUCCUCUUCGAGCGCCUCGCCGUGUCGCAGCGCCGGCCCGACCUCGCCGUCCGCCUCUUCCUCUCGCUCCACCGCUCCCACCGCGUCGCGCAGGACCUUGCGUUGUUCAACUCCCUCCUCGACGCUCUGUCCAAAUCGCGUCACGCGGGCAAGGCCGCCUCCCUCGUCCGCGCUCUCGAGCAGCGGUUCACCGCCGACGUGGUGACGUACAACACGCUCGCCGAUGGAUGGUGCCGCGUUAAGGACACUUCCCGUGCGCUGGACGUGCUGCGGCAGAUGGUCGAGUCCGGCAUUGCCCCAACGAAGACCACCUAUAACAUCGUUCUUAAAGGCUUCUUCCGUGCUGGACAAUUACAGCACGCAUGGGACUUCUUCCUCCAGAUGAAGAAGAGGGGGAGUAGAGACGAGAGCUGCAAGCCUGACGUCGUCUCGUACACUACCAUGGUUCAUGGGUUGGGUGUUGCCGGGCAGCUGGAGAAAGCUCGCAAAGUGUUUGAUGAAAUGUCUAAGGAAGGGUGCACGCCAUCAGUUGCUACCUACAAUGCACUUAUUCAGGUUAUCUGUAAGAAGGCUAAUGUGGAGGAUGCAGUGAUGGUGUUUGAUGACAUGCUUGUAAAGGGCUAUGUCCCUAACGUGGUUACAUACACCGUGUUGAUCCGAGGCCUCUGCCAUGCUGGGAAGAUUGACCGAGGUUUGAACCUGUUGGAGAGGAUGAAGAAUGGAGGCUGCGAACCUGUCGUUCAGACAUACAAUGUUCUUAUAAGGUAUUCAUGUCAGGAAGGAGAAAUGGAGAAGUGUUUAGAUUUGUUCGAGAAGAUGAGUAAAGGAGAGGAGUGCCUCCCCAACCAAGACACAUACAAUAUCAUAAUAAGUGCUAUGUUUAUACGCAAGAGGGCUGAGGACAUGGUACUGGCCGCGAGGAUGGUGGAAGAAAUGGUGGAUAGAGGUUAUCUGCCUAGAAGGUUCAUGUUCAACCGUGUGUUGAAUGGCUUGAUGCUGACAGGGAAUCAGGAGCUUUCACAGAAACUCUUGAGAAUGCAAGAAAAAUAUAGACGUUUGCAACGAGAAAUAAGACUGUAAUUGACAUAUGAUGUUUUCGAAACAUUUGAGAUUAUGUUCAUCUUGAGGCUUAGUUACAGAAGCAAGUUCUUGCCCUGAGAGCACUGUAUCAGUUUUAAAAAUACUCACAUGUGGUCCUAUGAUGAGUCUGAUGUGCAAAUAUCACUUGAUUAUCGCUUGUCGGUAUGUACUCUCAGCCUGUACAUGAAAUUUGCUCAAUUGGGUUUG